AUGACGGUCGAGACGUGGCGGUUUUGCGUUCUGCUCCUGAGUUUUCUCGGAGACAUAGGUGUAAAAGUUUCGUUGGCUCAGUUUAAUUCUUAUCCUCGCUACGGAGAGUCUCCCUCUCCUUCAGACAAUUCUCUCUCUUCUGGACGUGUGGAUAAUGGAGGCAAUAACUUCGGUUCUGGCUACAGCGCUGGCAAUGGUGGAACCGGGAACCGGUUCUCAGCAGGAUCUGUGCCUGGUUUUCAAACCGGGUACGGAAGCGGAUAUAAUGGAGUCGGAAACACUGGUGGAUAUGGUUUCGGGUACGGGAAGGGACACGGAGCAGGUUCCAGCGUCGGAUUUAGAACCGGUUACAGUAGCAGAUAUGGAAGAGGGAAUGGCUUUGGCAAUGGUCUCUUUUUUAACUUUUUCGGGAAAAGCGAUUUCUCUGAUCAAGACGAAGAAAAAGAUCGACGUCCAAUGCUAGCCGGUAGAAAGGUUAUGUCCUCCCCGGCUCACUACGGGCACUCUUCACCAGAGUUGCAUGGCUUAGCCGCUACAGCCAAAAAGGCAGCCCAAAACUGCCUGGACAUGGCUCAAGUUUCCCAACGGCCAUUCAAGUCGGACCGACCACCUGCCAUUGACCAACGGGGCAUACACGCCAGCGAAAUGAUGUCAGGGCGCUCGCCAUCAUCCCUAUGGGAUGUGUUCAGUUCCCAGUCGUCCAGGUCAAGGCUGCCAGAAGGUGUCCUAGAUGACGUAGAGCUGUGGAGGAAUGUGCCCAAGUCACUGCACAUAGCGCGCCUCAAGGGAUUCCGGGAGCUCAAGCAGUUGGCUGGACGGGGCAUAGCGCUUUGCGAAGUUGGUGAAGGAAACAGUCGCUCUGUAUGCAAAGGCAGGAUUCCAGUUUGCAUCGGUUUGGCUUACAGUAAGACAGAAGAGGAGCUGGGCUUUCUUGAGCUACCAGACACCGACUCUCGUCCUUCUCCGACGGGGCCCCAUCCGCCCUCACCACCACACCCACCACCGCCGCGUAGGAACAACACCAGUGACCCCAACAACUCAGGCCGACCUUACUACGACCUAGACGAACGUCUUUAUUACGACGAGAGGACGGGCAAAUUCAUGGACACCUACAGCCCGCCCCCACCACCCCCUCCCGUCGACUAUGACCCCUACAAGAACGACGCCUCCCGCGAGCCGGACAAUGAAAGAAGCCCUCGCUAUCAGCCUGAACAGAGCAGAUUGCCCGAUGAUCACCCCGACCUAGAGGCCAUUGUGAGAGAGCGCCUGGACUACAGACUUCCCGAGCACUUUCCUCCAGUGCUUGAACGACCAGCCAACGUUCCACCAGAGACGUACAAAGUAGACUAAUCAAGUAGCCUGGGAAUGUCUUGAAUAAUGUAUUAUAAAAAUUUAAUAAGCAA
Molecule: messenger RNA, 1403 nt
Organism: Aplysia californica (California sea hare)
Lineage: Eukaryota; Metazoa; Mollusca; Gastropoda; Aplysiida; Aplysiidae
Exons: 10
Coding region: 1-1350 (449 amino acids)
Source: RefSeq, a predicted model, not a curated record